Messenger RNA from Nematostella vectensis (starlet sea anemone), 4308 nucleotides. RefSeq lists its product as uncharacterized. The transcript has 14 exons. The coding region runs from base 166 to 3309 and encodes 1047 amino acids. The record is from RefSeq and is a predicted model, not a curated record. Lineage: Eukaryota; Metazoa; Cnidaria; Anthozoa; Actiniaria; Edwardsiidae. Gene Ontology annotation, molecular function: protein binding.
UUCUUAUCGACUUGUUGAGCUAUUGUAUGCCACAGUAGGCUAGUAAACAACAGUAAGAUGGCGGCAGGGCGGACGAGUGAAACCUUUGAUAGCGAGCCAGGCGGGUGAGAACGAAACCUUUAAGUUUCUCAGUGCGUUUAUUAAGGUUUUUAUUUUGUGUAACACAUGGAGAAUGCACAUACUUUGGAUGUUUCUCCAGAAGACAAGUCACAGCCCACCGCAAAAACUUCCAAAAGACGUUUAAAAACGCGCUCCAAAGUUUGGGAGAAAGUUGCAUGGUUCACCCGAAAAACUAAACAAGGGAAAGGGAGUAAAGAGAACACUCCUGAGACUUUCAGGAAAGCAGAUAGGGAUCGGACUCUCCGAGGACGAAAUGUCUGCCUUGAAGCCGACAUACAUUUUGCCGACUCUAGAUUUGCCAAUUCGUUAUCUUGCAACUCCGUAAAAACUAAACCAAAGUUUGGGGUAAAAAAGUCAAGGAGCUUCAACUACCUCCGGAAACGCAAGUUAAAACAGUUUGACCAGGAGUUGGAUUCUGUUUUUGUGGAAGAGUCGAACUGUCAAACGGCAACUGGAACCUUUCAUGAUUUUUCAUCAGAGAGGACACAAUUUUCUCGUCGCCAAAGAGACGUCUGUUCAUCUACCAAUAACCCCCUUCUAUGCAAAAUGGCCCGGGAAAUCGGCAUUGAACACAAAGAAACGACAAAACAAAUGAUCAACGCAUCGACAGAACAAAACCCAAGGUCUUUAUCACUCAACGAUUGCUUUGUUGAUAGGAGAAGAAAAUGUAAUGAUGUGUCAAAGUCUAUUCAAGAUUUUCCCAAUUUACAAAGUUGCAGAAGUUUUUGCAGCCGAACAUACAAUACCUGGCCUAGAAAAACCCGAUUUACAGUAGAUUGUAAUGCUGAACCACUCAGUCCUCCUACAAAACAGAAACGGAUCAUUGGCUUGAGAAAAAGUGCUACAUUUAAUGGAUUUGAUUCCUUUAAGAUUGGUAUCAUCAACCAUGAAAGCUUGGGACUUGGGAAAAGUACUCCAUUUCUGUCUGGUCAUAGUCAAAUUAUGAACCAAAAUGGCAAGACUGUUGGUGUUAUCCACUUUUUUAAAAGCCCCCAAAGAAGCAAAGCACAUAGGCUGGUUGCAAUUAACUCUGCUAAUGCCGAGUGUGCUGAAGCAAUAUCAAGAAAUAAAAUGACAAAUGUAGAUUUGAUGUUGCCACAUCAAAAACAUUUGGGUAUGGCUUCAGAAGAAGAAUAUAUGGAAUUUCAGGAUUCACAACCAGCCAGCCCUGAGGAUAAAAGUAAAAACAUGCAUUUAAGCAAUACAGGGCAGGGCUGUAGGGACACUGAGGAGCAAGGAUACAUAGAAAACAUCACUCACAAAACCUUGAUUGCCAUGGGAAGCAGUCUAGGAGCUGUUGCUACUAUGAAGGAAUGCUUUGUAGUAGAAGACGAAUCAGUGGAGUUCUCUGUCAUUCCUGAAAACAGCACAACAUGUAGCGCCCUUUAUCCUGAAGUUGUUCUUAGUACAAUAAGCAGUAAAUGCAAGAGUAUUGAUGAAAAAGUUGAAGAGCUUUCUAAUAUGAACUCUGUCACUGGUGUAACUGGGUUGGGUUUGAUUGAAGAUACGGGGGAGGAGGAAGCAGAUAAUAUGCCUGCUACUAUAGCGUGUUCAGAAAACUACACAUUUACAGGCUUGACUCAAGUUAAGGUAUCAGAUAAUGAACCCAUGGGAGAUAUUCAGCAUUCUGCUGAUAACGACUCUGUGGAUACUGCAAUGCAAGGCACCUCACACUUUAAUGAUGCAUGUACAAGUGACAGUUUACCAGUUAGAUGCUUACAGAAUACUAAAGAAACACAUUCUAGACAAUUAAUGAAUUCAAAUGAGAAGCAGAGUUUGUCAAAGAAACAUGGUCUGAUUUGUGCAGAGAGGCCUAAAGUCGAUGGCUCCACCUUUAUGCAGCAAACGGAAGCUUUCUUGAAGUGGUUUGCAGAAUUUAAUGACGAGCAGAAGAAUAUUCUCAUUCGUAAAAUACUUGAUAAGUGUGAACUGCCUCAGAUGCAUCUCCUGUCUGUCUUGAUGGAGCCCAUACUGCAUAAAACUUGCCCCUCAAACUGUCAAGACAUGUUGGCUUGGCUACCACAUAAUGUCACAUCAGUGAUCAUGUCGUAUCUAGAUCCAGUGAGUCUAUGCCGAUGCAGUCUUGUGAACAGACUUUGGCAUGACUUAGCAAACAUGCCAGCCCUGUGGCAGAGGUUAUGCAGCAAUGAUGAGUGGAAGGUCUCCAGGGUUGGGGAGAAGCAACAGUUCCAGAGACACACUCUCCCAAGUGGCAUCAUUCAGUGGAAGAAGAUGUUUGCUGAGCGCUUUCUCCUGAGAAAAAACUGGCUGAAUGGGAGAUGUGAUGUUCGCACUUUUGAGGGCCACACCCAAGGAAUUUCAUGUGUUCAGUUUGAUGACACUCGUAUAGUCAGUGGCUCAUCAGACAAGACCAUUAAGGUGUGGGAUCUGAGUAGGGAAGACACCAGUGCAGUGCUAACCCUAGCAGGGCACUCUGGCACUGUGCGCUGCCUUAACCUCAAUGGUAACAGACUUGUCAGUGGCUCUGUAGACAGAUCCAUCAAGGUGUGGGACUUGUCAUUUGAGUCAUAUUGGAGUGGGGCGUCUUGUAAGGUGACCAUGGUUGGUCAUAUGCACACUGUAAGGUGUCUUCAGGUGGAUGACGAGAAGGUUGUGAGUGGGUCUUAUGACAAGACACUCAAAGUAUGGGACAUCAAGACUGGCAACUGUAAGCUUACUCUCAGGGGCCAUAAUGCUGCUGUGCUGUGUGUGCAAUUUGAUGAAAGCAAGAUUGUUUCUGGAUCAUAUGAUAAUACAAUCAAGGUGUGGAGUCUCGUGGAAGGCAGUUGUCUAAUGACCCUUGCUGGACACCAUGAUGCUGUUACCUGUCUUAAUCUAACCCUCGACCGCAGAAAGGUUAUCAGUGGUUCCCUGGACCACAACCUUAAGUUCUGGGAUCUUGCUACUGGAAAGUGCAUUGGAACAUUGGAUUGGAUUCGAUCAGAAGGGCAUACUGGAGUAAUCAGGUGCCUGCAGUCUGACAGCUGGCGGAUUGUUAGCGCAGGGGAUGACAAGACACUAAAGAUGUGGAGCCUUGAGUCAGGGCAGCGGCUGCUGACCUUGCGCUGCCAUACAGAUGGGGUCACAUGUCUGCAGUUCAAUGACUACAGAAUUGUGUCUGGCUCCUAUGACAAGACUGUCAAAGUGUGGGAUUUCUCUCCCAAGCACGAGUUUCUCAGUCAUGGGUAAAAUUACCAAUCAUCCAGCAUGCAUGUAGAUGUGCAGUAAAGGGAUACCAAUCAUCCAGCAUGCAUGUAGAUGUGCAGUAAAGGGAUAUCGACUGUAGGUGUUGGGUAUGCAAAUAUAAAUGCUGUAGGUUGCAUUUGAAGAACUUGGGGAAGGUUUCCCCCCCUCUCCACCCCCAAUAUUAGGUGCAAAAACGUCAUACAUGAAUUUCUUAUUGCUGUUGUUUUGACACUUUCACUGUACUUGCCCCUUACAAAUCAGUAUAGUGGUAUCAAUUCAAUUGCCCUGACCACAAAGGAGUCUUGUAAUCAUGAAAAAUACUGCAACGUCACUGUCACUUAUUUUUAUCCUUUUUCUCAGUGGGGGUACAUUCAUGUCUAGUACAUACAUCCUGCUAUGAUAUCAGGAAUCACAAGUCAGGGUCUAUAAACCGAUGACAGGGAAACCAAACACUCAAAUGCAAUUGUUGGACUUUGAUGAUGUUUUUUUUAUUAGAUCUGCAAGUGUACAUUGCACGAGUCCAUAAAAAAACGUCUGUCUUGUUUAAAAAGCAAGCUGAAAAUAAGAAUGUAAUCUGCUAGAUAUGUACACUUUUUCCCUACACCCUUUGCUACAUACUAGAGUCACAUUUACUAAAGAUUUUUGGACAGUGAUAAUGAUGAGUAGUACCAUUUUAUCCAUUCAAACCACUAUGGAUGGCUGGAUAGAUAACUUAUGGCAUCUACUUAAAAUACUUUUUUUGCUAAAAUUCCAAUAGACUAAAAAUUAUUUUUGAUCUAAAGCAUGAUCAAUAAAUCUUGAGCACUGGCAGACUUUAACCCAGACAGUACGGUGAAUGAUAUACACCCCAUGAUGCAUGCCACAGGAAACCUUCAUCAUCUCUGUGGUAUCACCUUACAUCAUUAGCAAAUAGUGGCUGGGCCAAUGUCUGGCAUUAAAUUUAUGCAACUAUGAUAUAUACUGUAUAAUAUAAAGUUAAACAAUAAAUUGUUCAAUCUAUUA